Molecule: messenger RNA, 2269 nt
Organism: Agrilus planipennis (emerald ash borer)
Lineage: Eukaryota; Metazoa; Arthropoda; Insecta; Coleoptera; Buprestidae
Product: dystrobrevin-1-like
Exons: 16
Coding region: 143-2269 (708 amino acids)
Biological process (GO): synaptic signaling
Cellular component (GO): plasma membrane; synapse
Molecular function (GO): zinc ion binding
Source: RefSeq, a predicted model, not a curated record
UGACGAAUUUUGACAGUUUAGGAAGAUGGCGUUUGGAAAACUGUUGUUAAUAAUGUUAUGGAACUUUAAGAUUCAAUAAUAAUUAAUAACAAUUAAUGUUAUAUUUAAAAUUUAGACAACGAUAUCCAUUAAGCAAGGGGAAAUGCAGUCCUCAGAUGGUCUUCCUGGGUCAUCAGACCAUCGUUUAGCUUUAGUACAUGAAAUGAGUUCCCAUAACUUUGAUUUAAUCAGAUUUGCUUCAUAUCGUACAGCUGUGAAAUUACGAUUCAUUCAAAAAAAAGUUAGCUUACAUACAGUGGAUAUAUGGAAUGUUAUAGAAGCAUUUAGAGAACAGGGUUUACAUACAAUGGAAUCAUCAAAUGAGCUUAGUGUGGCAAGAUUAGAAACAUUAUUGUGUUCAUUGUAUCAUAGUCUUAAUAAGAGAGCCCCACCUACUCAACAAACACAUGUAGAUGUGUGCUCCAGUUUGCUUUUAAAUUGGCUUUUGGCGGCAUAUGCUACUGUUGAAAAUGUGGGAAAAAUUAGAGUUUUUUCAAUAAAAGUAGCACUGGCAACAUUAUGUGCUGGGAAAUUAAUGGAUAAAUUGCGAUAUAUAUUUUCACAAAUAUCUGAUAGCAAUGGUUUACUUAUUAUGUGGAAAUUUAAUGAAUACUUAGAAGAGGUUUUAGCUCUUCCAGCAGCAGUAUAUGAAUCUCCAACGUUUAGUUAUACAGAUACUUUAGCCUCCUCAAUUUUUAAUACUAACGCCAAAGUUACAGUUAACGAUUUUUUGGACACAAUGAUGUCAGAUGUUGGACCUCCAGCAUUAGUGUGGCUUCCUUUACUUCAUCGAAUUACUUCCGUCGAAAACGUUGUCCAUCCCGUUCAAUGUGAUGCAUGUCAAAGAGAAAACUUUACAGGAUUUAGAUAUCGUUGUCAGAAAUGUCCUCAUUACACUCUCUGCCAGGAAUGUUUUUGGAGAGGUCGGGUGACCUCACCUCACACUUUAGAACAUCAGAUGAAAGAAUAUGUCACUUUUUCUCCCACAAGAACUAUUAGUCAUUCCCUGCGAAAAUCGUUUCGAUGUGUUCCUGAUAAACAAAAAAAUAACUUGCCAAGAUUUCCAGAGCAGCCAGAAAAGACAUUAAACUUGUCUCAUAUAGUACCGCCGUCUCCUAUACCUUCCCACAAUGGAUUUCCUGAUAGCACCUUUAAUACAUUUGAUGGUAUGGGCAGUUUAGAUAGCAGGACUACCGCCAGAAGUUUGGAUAGUAGAAUAUUUAUUAUAAUAAACCGUAGAAGACAGCAGGAGUUAGAGUGUAGUGGCCAUGGCCCUGAAAAUCCUGCUCUCAUGACAGAAUUAAGAGCCUUAAGGAUGAGGAAAGAUGAACUGGAAGCCCACUUGACAACUUUGCAGGAUUCUCGUAGGCAGCUGAUGAUCCAACUGGAGGGACUUAUGAAGAUGUUAAAGAAUCAUCAGUCGUCACCUAGAAGCACACCCAAUUCGUCUCCGCGGAGCACUAAGUCUCCGCCCUUACCUCAGAGUAACAUGAUUGCUACGGCACAACCGGGGGUAAGAAGUGCUCCUCAAACACCAAUGAGUGUGACUCCACCCACCGUUCAGUCCAUGUCUGUGAGUCAAAGUGAGCGAGUUCACGUGGUUCAAACUGUGCCCGUCUUGCCCCCACCCGUGAACAACGUUCCCGUGGAAAAACAAGAACGUAGCGCUCACAACGUUAAUAGCGAUAACGUAGUUGGGGUUGGUGACGUAAGAAACGCAUUUGGUAACUCAAAUAAUGGCACCAAUACGCCUAGUUCUGUUGGAAGAUCUUUACGGAACGAUCUCCUAGUGGCGGCGGAUUCAGUUACCAAUGCAAUGUCUACGUUAGUUAGAGAACUUAAUUCAGAAACUUCACUACAAAUACAUAGUAGUGGUAUUCGAAAACCACUGGAUUUCGAAGACGAUGGAGAAGAAGAAUCGGAGGGUGGUUGGCAGCAGGAACUUCAAAAACGAUAUGCCCAGGAAGCCAAGUUUAUGGAGGAAUUAAGAGCACGAAAUCUAUCUAGUCCAUCCGAAUUAAAUCCUCAACAAUUUCAGAACAUUCAGGCCCAUCAUGUUAUUCAAAAUCAUCAAAAUUUUGGUCAUAUCCAAAAAGUGGAAGAUAAAGAAGAAUCAUCGGAAGGAGUUCCAUUAAACGCUGAAAACAUUCAACAGCAGAAUAUUAGAAAUAUUCCGCAAGAUAGAAAUUUCGAAUGCAUAUGCGAAAUACGACGUAGUACUUUCACGUAG